This is a messenger RNA of Cryptomeria japonica (Japanese cedar), 6569 nucleotides long. RefSeq names its product THO complex subunit 2. Gene Ontology annotation, biological process: mRNA processing; mRNA export from nucleus. The record is from RefSeq and is a predicted model, not a curated record. Gene Ontology annotation, cellular component: THO complex part of transcription export complex. NCBI's taxonomy places the organism in Eukaryota, Viridiplantae, Streptophyta, Pinopsida, Cupressales, Cupressaceae. The transcript is spliced from 32 exons. The coding region runs from base 503 to 6274 and encodes 1923 amino acids. Gene Ontology annotation, molecular function: mRNA binding.
AUUAUAUGUAAAAACCCUGUGGUCCGUAAAAAACUUUUAAUACAUCACCACCAUUACAGCGGAGCAUACCGUGUAAUUCUGAAUGAGUCCUAUAACGUUGAAUGACAACACUACAUGUUUUCUUUUCCUUUCUUCAUUAAAUUUCAUUUUUUCGCAGGCAGGGCGAGGGCCCAAUUUGAAGCCAAAGCUUCUUAAAUCUCUUCCCUUCUCUAUCCCAAUCUCUUUCUGUUAGGGUUUGGGUGGAGGGCAGGAAAAAUUGACGCAACGAGGAUAAGUCUUCACUUCUUCAGUAUGCAGGUACAUUUACACUUCUCAUCAGGAAAUGGGAUUAUUUCUCCAAAAAAAUUACUUGUGCUUGAACUUGAACUUGAACUUGAAUCGAUCGAAGAGGAAACGAAACCACUGAGCGUGUUAAUGGUGGUAUCUUCUUCUUCAGUUGCUGUAGCAGCGGCAAAGGCAGGCUUAAAAGCGGAGGCGGAGAAAUAAAACUAGUUUGAAGAAAAUGGCUGUUCUGCCCGUGGAGUGUAAAUACGUGACAGAUGAUUGCAUUCGGGAAUGGAAAAGUGGUGGAAGUGGAAGUAUUGUGAAGCUUCCUGUGGUGGUACCGCCUGAAAGAUUUAUCUAUGAACUCUGCUGGACCAUGGUGCGUGGAGAAUUGCCUCUUUCCAAAUGCAAGAUUGCUAUUGAGUCAGUAGAAUUCUCAGAAAAGCAAAUUAAAGAGGAAACUGCUUCUAUUCUUGCAGAUACCAUUGCACACAUGGGUCAAGAACUUACGUUGCCUGAUGAAUUCAGGGUUCGACUUGUGGAAUUGUCAAAAUGGCUCGUGGAAUCUAACUUGGUUCCUGUGAGGCUUCUUCAGGAGAGAUGUGAGGCUGAAUUUCUCUGGGAAUCUGAAAUGAUAAAAAUAAAUGCGGCAGAUCUAAAAUCUAAGGAGGUCAGGGUGAACACUCGCCUUCUAUAUCAGCAGACAAAGUUUAAUCUUCUUCGAGAAGAGAGUGAAGGAUAUGCAAAAUUGGUGACUCUUCUAUGUCAACGUGGUUCUAGUGCAUUGACGCAUAAGACUGCUCCUGCAGCUAUCAGCACAAUUAAGUCUUUGAUUGGUCACUUUGAUUUGGACCCAAAUCGUGUUUUCGACAUUGUUUUGGAAUGUUUUGAGCUUCAACCGGAAAAUGAUGGGUUUUUUGAGCUGAUACCUAUUUUCCCAAAGUCUCAUGCUUCACAUAUACUUGGAUUUAAGUUCCAGUAUUAUCAGCGUUUGGAAGUAAAUGAGCGUGUACCUGAUGGCCUCUACAGACUUACAGCAGCUUUGGUGAAGGCAGAUUUCAUUGAGCUUGAUAACAUAUAUUUGCAUUUGCUACCCAAAGAUGAAGAGGCAUUUGAGCAUUAUGAAGAGUUCUCUAAAAAGCGUUUGGAUGAGGCAAAUAAAAUUGGCAAGAUAAAUCUUGCAGCAACAGGGAAGGACUUAAUGGAAGAGGAAAAACCUGGAGAUGUCACAAUUGAUUUGUUUGCAGCUCUGGAUAUUGAAUCUGAAGCUGCAGCUGAACGUUCUACUGAACUUGUUACAAAUCAAAAACUUGGUCUGCUGAAAGGAUUUCUUGAUGUUGAUGAUUGGCCCCAUGCACAUGUUCUGUUGGACCGUCUCUCACCACUUAAUCCAGUUGCACAUUAUCAAAUUUGUCAUGGCUUAUUCAUGGCUAUUGAGAAGACAAUUUCUUCAACAUAUGCACUUUUGAGACAAUCUCAUUCAGCAAAACCAAGCUCUUCUCGUUUUAUUGAUGGCGCUGCAAAUGCAGAGGGAAUAUUUAAAUCCACUGGUCAAUCAUCUUUGAUUGAAUUACCUAGGGAGCUUUUUCAGAUGCUUUCUGAUGUUGGUCCAUAUCUUCAUCAGGAUGCUCUUCUCUUACAAAAGGUAUGCAGGGUACUAAGAGGCUACUAUACAUCUACUCUGGCUCUUGUUGCCUCUGCUGGCAGUUCAAAUAUACAGGAAUUAGGGGAUGGUGAUCGAAAAGAUCCUCGUCUUCGGUUAAAGGAGGCUCGGUUAAAUAUUGAGGAGGCACUUGGAACAUGCUUGCUUCCAUCUUUACAGCUUAUACCUGCAAACCCUGCUGUAGGGCAAGAGAUAUGGGAAGUAAUGAGCCUUCUUCCAUAUGAGGCACGUUAUCGUUUAUAUGGUGAAUGGGAAAAAGAUGAUGAGCGUGUUCCACUUGUUUUAGUGGCACGCUUAACUGCUAAGUUAGAUACCAGGAGGAUUCUUAAACGUCUUGCAAAGGAUAAUCUAAAGCAACUUGGUCGAAUGGUGGCAAAGAUAGCUCAUGCUAACCCAAUGACUGUCCUUCGCACAAUAGUGCAUCAGAUUGAAGCUUAUAAGGAUAUGAUUGCUCCUGUUGUGGAUGCCUUCAAGUAUUUGACUCAACUUGAAUACGAUGUACUAGAGUAUGUUGUAAUUGAACGCUUGGCACAAGGAGGGCGUGAAAAGUUGAAAGAAGAUGGCCUAAACUUAUCUGACUGGCUGCAGUCACUGGCAUCAUUUUGGGGUCAUUUGUGCAAGAAAUAUCCAUCAAUGGAGCUAAGAGGCCUUUUUCAGUAUGUGGUAAAUCAAUUAAAGAGGGGAGAGGGUACGGAACUUGUACUCUUGCAGGAAUUGAUCUAUCAAAUGGCAAACGUCCAACAUAUAGAGAAUAUGAAUGAGGAACAGCUGGAUGCAAUGGCUGGUGGGGAAGCACUACGAUAUCAAGCUACAUCUUUUGGGCUUGUGAGAAACAAUAAGGCAUUUAUCAAAUCUACAAGUAGAUUAAGGGACUCCUUGGUUCCUAAAGAUGAACCAAAGCUGGCAGUGCCUCUUCUAUUGCUUAUAGCGCAACACCGGUCAAUCGUUGUCAUUAAAGCAGAUGCACCAUACAUAAAAAUGGUCAGUGAGCAGUUUGACAGGUGCCAUGGAACAUUGCUUCAGUAUGUGGAGUUCUUGACUAGUGCAGUUACACCUAUUGUUGCAUAUGCACAACUGAUACCUACAUUGGAUGACCUUACACAUAAGUACCACUUGGAUCCAGAGGUAGCCUUUUUAAUAUAUCGUCCAAUAAUGCGCUUAUUUAGACCUUCUAAAGGGUCUGAAACCUGCUGGCCUGCAGAUCUGCCUCAUGGAAAGAAGGAAUCAGAGCAAUUGAAUACAUCCCAUGAAUUGAUUCUGGAUCUCGGAUCACAUCGAAAGCCCAUCAUGUGGUCAGAUCUUCUCACAACAGUUCAUUCAAUGUUGCCUUCAAAAGCAUGGAAUAGUCUCUCUCCAGAGUUAUAUGUUACAUUUUGGGGACUUACAUUGUAUGAUUUGUAUGUCCCUAAAAGGCGUUAUGAAACUGAGAUUGCAAAACAGCAUGCUGCUCUCAAACAACUUGAGGAGUUGUCAGACAAUUCCCAUACUGCUAUUGCUAAGCGUAAGAAAGAAAAGGAAAGGAUUCAAGAGGUUUUAGACAGAUUAACAAGCGAACAUCAGAGGCAAGAACAGAAUGUUGCUUCUGUACAUCAGCGACUUGUACAAGAAAAGAAUUCUUGGUUGACUUCCUGCCCUGACUCUUUAAAGAUCAAUAUGGAGUUUUUACAGCGUUGUAUCUUCCCACGUUGUGUUCUCAGCAUGCCAGAUGCUGUGUAUUGUGCUAAGUUUGUCCACACUCUGCACUCUCUAGGGACACCAUUUUUUAACACUGUCAACCACAUUGAUGUACUUAUAUGCAAAGCUUUACCACCCAUGAUAUGUUGCUGCACAGAGAAUGAAGCUGGUCGACUAGGCAGGUUUUUGCAUGAAACACUGAAGAUGGCUUACUAUUGGAAGAGUGAUGAGUCUAUUUAUGAACGUGAGUGUGGCAACAUGCCAGGCUUUGCCGUUUAUUACAGGGAUCCAAACAGCCAGCGGGUUACAUUUGCACAGUACAUUAAAGUACACUGGAAAUGGAGUGGACGGAUUACACGCCUGCUUAUACAAUGUUUGGAAUCAAAUGAAUACAUGGAUAUUCGCAAUGCCUUGAUAAUUUUGACAAAAAUUUCUAGUGUUUUUCCUGUCACAAGAAAAAGUGGCAUUAAUCUUGAAAGAAGGGUAGGCAAAAUUAAGGCAGAUGAAAGAGAGGAUCUCAAAGUUUUAGCAACAAGUGUUGCUGCAGCCCUUGCUUCUCGAAAGAGUUCAUGGGUUUCAGAAGACGAGUUUAAUAUGGGUUACAUUGACUUGAAGCCCUCAGCUUCACCUGCCAAGCAUUUGGCUGCUACAUCUUUAGCAGUCUCAAAUUCUUCUGUUAGUGUUUCCCAACAUGAUCCUUCAGGAACGCGUAUCAUGCCAGGAACUGUGCUUCCUGGUGAUGCCACUGGCUCACUACCAGAACAGAUGUCUCGUUCACUGAAAACUUCAAGCGCUUUAAAUACAGAUACUAGGCUUGAGCGUUCUGAAAGUAUCACUCCUCCCAUGAAAUCCGAUAUACAUCAAGCUGCAGUGAAGCCAGUGGCAGGUACAACUGAUUCUCAGAAUUCUGUCCAAUCAGGAGGUGCUCAAGUUGGGACAAGUAAGUCAUCUAUAGCAGGAAUGUCAAAGAGCUUAGACGAGCCUUCAAAAGGAUCUGGUACUCACCCAGCAACAGUAACUAAAACGGAAGAAAUUUCAGUCAAGCUGGUUUCAAAAACAACUGCAACUGAAGCUGAGCCUCGACCUCCACCAAAACGGGGUGGCCAGUCAGCAUCCUUGACUAAGCAAUUAAAGCCAGAUACAAUUAAAGAAGAUGCAAGAUCUGGAAAAGCAGUUGGCCGGGUGGUACCAUCUACUGGUGACAGGGAUCCUGCCUUGCGUACGACAGAAACACGGCAAAAUUUACCAAUUAAUACUGUGAUUGUUCCAAGCAAUGGUGGCACAGGUUCUUCUUCUGGAACAGGGAAAGUAUCAGGUACCUCAGCAAAAGUUCCCCAGGAAAUGUCAAAUAUUUCAAAGACAGAAACUCAAACAAGUAAAUCAGUGGACAUGAGAAUAGGUGGAGAAUAUGAAGUUGAUAGGACUGAACCUCAAGAAGCAUCGGGACUUCAGUCUAAUCGUCCUUCUAAAUCCCCUCACCGAGAAGAAGCUUUACAUGCUCCAAAAAUUACGGAUGAUAUCAUGAAGGAGAAGCAGCAAAAGAGACCUAAUACAACUGAUGAGACAGACCGAAUGAAUAAACGUCGCAAGGGUGAUAGUGAGGAGAAGACUGCAGAACCUUCAGAAGUAAGAGGUUUAGAUCACCGUUCUGUAGAUAAAGCUCGAACUACAGACCAGGAUAAAUCUGGGUAUGAAGAGCGCAAUUUUGACAAAGGUGCUGAUAAAUCUUUAGAUAGGACCAAAGACAGGGCUGGAGAAAGAGUUGAUCGUGACCACAGAGGAGAAAGGCCAGAACGCUCUGACAAGUCUCGUAGUGAAGAGCAUCCAGGGGAUAGGACAAGGGAUAGGUCAAUAGAAAGAUUUGGAAGAGAAAGAUCAGUUGAUAGAGCCCAAGACAGGGCAACAGAAAGAAAUUUUGAGAGGCCUUUGGACAGGAAUAAGGAUGAAAGAAAUAAAGAUGACCGCAAUAGGUCUCGAUACAGUGAGUCAACAGCAGAGAAGCCACAUCCUGAUGAUCGCUUUCCAAUGCAGAACCUACCACCCCCACCACCUCUUCCUCCGAAUGUUGUUCCCCAAUCACUUCCUGUGGGUAGGAGAGAAGAUGAAGUUGAUCGGAGAGGUACAAGUAGCAGACCGAUUCAGAGGCUUUCCCCUAGGCGUGAAGAAAAAACAGAGAAAAGGAGGCUGGAAGAAGGUUCUGUGGCUAUAAUGGAUGAUUCAAAACGGAGGAGAGAAGAUGAGAUCCGGAAGCGUGAGGAGAGGGAUACUUUACCAAUAAAGGUUGAGAAGGAAAGGGAUAGGGAGAAGACAAACCUCCUUAAAGAAGAAGCAGAUGCGUCUGCUGCCUCAAAGAGGCGUAGGCUUAAACGAGAUCAUCUUCCAGCAUCAGAAACCACUACUAAUUAUGGACCAUCACCACCACCACCUCCACCUGUACCAGUCACAGCGCUUCAGCCUUAUGAUGGUAGAGAGAGAGAGAGGAAAGAAACAGCAGCGCCAAGGGGCUUAUACAUAGAGGAAAGUGGGUACGAUAAAGGCUCUACUGGAAGAAUACAUAACAAAGAGGGUGGCAAAGUUGCUCGAAGAGAUCAUGAGCAGGUUUACAAUCGUGAUUGGGAAGAUGAAAAGCGACAAAGAGGCGAUGCAAAGCGUGCUAGACAUCAUCGAAAAUAGAAGAUUUACAUUGCUUGUCUUGUUAUCAGUCUUUUUGAGCAACAACUUGUAUUUGAAAUUGAAUCCUGUGAUUCUUGUCAGUGCAGCUUGCUGGUGUACUUGACAAGUUCCAAGUGUACAAAUUUUGCAGGAUACUUAUUUAGUUAGAUUUCUCAAAAGCCUUUGUUAUCUGAGCCUGAUUUCAGUUCUCAGGCAUGAUAUGUAUCUGUGCUGGAAGGGCCCCAUUUCGCAAGCAGUAUGGUUGUUAAUGACAAAUAUUAUAAAUCAGUAUAUUUAAUUUCGUCUCCAUUCCUCA